CGACCGCAUAUCGGUCUCAACCCGUCCUCGUAUCUUUCCUACUCCUGGGCUGAAGAAGAUGCAUGGGACUCCGGCUCAGACUCGGACUCUCCAUCGACGAACACACAAACCGCAGGCGCUUGGCCACGCUCUCCACCGGCCUCUACAUUGACCUCUUCUCCCAAAGCGGUCAACGUUCCCCGUCCAUCAAGUAAUAGCUCAUCAUCGACCCUUGCUUUCUCGUACACCCAUGUUUCAGCACCCAGCUCGUAUCCACCAAAACAGGAACAGGAACAAACCGCAGCGAGGCCGUCGAAGAACGGAUGGACACUGGUACAGAAAUCUGGUCAGCAAUCAUCUAGGUCUAGUACAGAGGGCAAGGAGACAAGUGCCGUCGGGAAGCCUCACGAGGGAGAAGUAGAGGAGGUUCAUGAUGUUGAUGGCGAGAUGGUCGUUGGAGACAUGGAUCCCGAUUUCUCAGAACCGUUCACGUCCAUGAAGUCCAUGCCUAUUAGUACCGUUCGCGAGGAUGCGGAGGAGAUCGUCAAUGAUCCACUCCAUCUCAUCCGAAGGAUAUCCACAAAACGAGCGCACUCUUCCUCAUCCUACUCUCCACUGCGUUCAAGGUCAAGAUCUCCUCCGCGCGAUCAGGGGCGCCCGGAAUCCCCAGAGAAACUGCUGCGCGAUCGGUCCAUUCGCUCAAAUCGUCGAAAUAAAUUUGUGCAGUGUCUACUUCGUGAGGAUGUUGAUAUGGCUGACCUACGCAGAUUGGCAUGGCAAGGUGUGCCCAAUGAUCUUCGCCCAUUAGCAUGGCAACUCCUUCUCGGUUAUCUUCCCCUCCCAUCUCCAGCACGCUCCUCUGUCUUGCAACGAAAACGAGGCGAAUACCUUUCUCUGGUUGAGUUGACCUUCGCUCGUGGACGGGAAGGCCUUGACCAGCAAAUAUGGCAUCAAAUCGAAAUCGAUGUACCGCGUACGAGACCGGGUGUGCCAUUGUGGAUGCAUGCAUCAACACAACGGUGUCUAGAACGAAUACUCUACGUAUGGGCCAUCCGACAUCCUGCAAGUGGCUAUGUGCAAGGCAUCAAUGAUCUCGUUACCCCCUUCUUUCAAGUCUUCCUCGGAGCUUAUAUCGACUCAGAUCCUGAGUAUUUCGACCCAGCACAUCUACCUCCCAACGUCCUCUCAGCCCUCGAAGCCGACUCAUUCUGGUGCUUGUCCCGUCUCCUCGAUGGAAUUCAAGACAACUACAUCGCUUCUCAGCCAGGUAUACAACGUUCUGUCAAACGCAUGGCAGAACUGGUAGCCAGGAUUGAUGUACCCUUGUAUGAGCAUCUGGGGAAGCAGGGAGUCGAGUUUAUGCAGUUUGCGUUCAGGUGGAUGAACUGUUUGUUGAUGCGGGAGAUCAGCGUGAAAAACACCAUUCGGAUGUGGGAUACCUAUCUGGCCGAAGGGACGGACGCAUUCUCACAAUUCCACCUAUACGUCUGCUCUGCUUUCCUCGUCCGCUGGAGUGACAAACUACGCGAAAUGGACUUUCAGGGCAUCAUCAUGUUUCUCCAAUCUCUACCCACGCAAGACUGGACGGACCACGAGAUCGAGAUGCUCCUCAGUCAAGCCUUCGUCCUCAACUCGAUAUGGGCCAACGCGCAGAGCCAUUUUACGGGCAAAUGAUCAUCGGGAGCCGUCUGCUUUCUCAUAUCGAUAUCCUUUUCAGAUUGGCUUAACGCACUUUCGUCCAUAUCCGCCCCUUUAUUUAUUCCAGCCUCCCCUCUCUGGCGUUGUGCAUUAUCAAAGGAAAAGUUGUACCAUCCGGAGUGUAAUUUCUUGGGGGAUAUCAAAGUCCGAAAUUCGAACUCAUCCUACUUAUACAUAGACAGUCGAACAAU
This is a messenger RNA of Stereum hirsutum FP-91666 SS1, 1868 nucleotides long. Its product is annotated as RabGAP/TBC. The record is from RefSeq and is a predicted model, not a curated record. Gene Ontology annotation, molecular function: GTPase activator activity. The coding region runs from base 427 to 1653 and encodes 408 amino acids. Gene Ontology annotation, biological process: activation of GTPase activity. Gene Ontology annotation, cellular component: Golgi apparatus. The transcript has 8 exons. NCBI's taxonomy places the organism in Eukaryota, Fungi, Basidiomycota, Agaricomycetes, Russulales, Stereaceae.